Messenger RNA from Hypanus sabinus (Atlantic stingray), 2017 nucleotides. It is a transcript of the gene rtkn2, whose product is annotated as rhotekin 2. Gene Ontology annotation, biological process: signal transduction; hemopoiesis; positive regulation of cell population proliferation. The coding region runs from base 260 to 2014 and encodes 584 amino acids. Lineage: Eukaryota; Metazoa; Chordata; Chondrichthyes; Myliobatiformes; Dasyatidae. The record is from RefSeq and is a predicted model, not a curated record. The transcript is spliced from 12 exons.
UUCAGCGCCGUCAUUCUCCCGGACGUCCAACGUUUAACUGCCUUGGUUCCAAAUAGUCAAGGUUUGCAACGACAUCGCCUUUGAUUCACCCCUUCUGUCCGGCAUCAGGGAGCGAGGAGUCGCUCAACGCUCCCCACCCCGGGGCAGACCCCGCUCACCCCCGAGACCGUUCCGGGCGAGCGAGCGAGCGAGCGGGCGCGCUCCGCCCUCGGUUACCCCGGAAGCGGGGCGGGGCGGGGCGGGGACGCGCGAGAUUCGAAUGUUGGUUCGCGCCCGCGGACGCUCCACGGCGCGAGGGAUCGGCGGCGCCAACGGCGGGAUGGCGGCCGAGGCCGGGGUUUCCGAUAUCCAAGAAAAAAUUGACUUUGAAAGUCGGAUGCGGGAAGGGACUUGUAAGCUCCUUGCUGUGUCCACUCAGCGGGAUCAGGUGCUACAUGCUGCCAAAAACCUUCUGACCUGCAGCGCUCGCAUCAUCCGUUACAGAGCUGAGUUGCAGAAGCACUCACAGGGUCAAAUCCUGGCUAAGGUGUCAAGGAGGUCUUUGGACGCUGAAACAAAAGAGUGUGUGCCAUGUUCUGGAAAAGUUGCAAUAUCUGAUAUCCGAAUUCCAUUAAUGUGGAGAGACUCGGAUCACUUUAACUACCGUGGCAGGAGCCAGCGCUUUGCUAUGUUCUGCCUCCUGAAGAUUGAAGCUCAGAUUUUUGACACAGAGAUGGUCAUCGUAGAUAAGGCUCUCACUGACAUCUGCUUUGAGGAUAUGAUGAUUUUCAAUGAUGUGAAGCCAGAUUUUGAGUUGAAAUUGGAAUUGUACAGCUGUUGCAUGAAUGAAGAUCCUUCCAUUGCCAACACUCCCAAGAGACUAGCCAGAAAACUAAGCAACUCGCUCACCAGGUCAACUGGAAAGAAGCUAAUGACCACCCUGGAGAGUGGUGACCUUGAUGCCCUCCUGUUGACCAACCCAGUAGUAGCUGGAGUCAAAUACCAUUUGCUUGCAGAAGCCACAUUAAAUCUUGAUGAUACCGAAACUGGCUUCCGAACUCAUAGCCUCACUAUUGUGGGAAAUGAGGAAGCUUCCUUCUGGCUGCCCUUGUAUGGGCAUGUAUGUUGUCACCUAGUCGCUCAGCCUGAUUGCAUGACAAAGGAUAUGAUGGCCGGAUACCUCAGUCUGCAGCAAAAUAUCGGAGGACUCCCGAACUGGACAAGGUUGUACUGCAUCCUGAAGAGAAGCUGCCUGACCGCAUAUUACUCUCCUGAAGAAAUUGAGGCCCAGGUGGAUCCUGCCCUAAGUAUUGCCAUUAAUAAGGAAACUAGAAUUCGAACCCUGGGGAAAGAUUCACAGAGAAAGACACACAGCUUUUCCAUUAUCAACCCUUACAGUGGGGAGACGUCCAGCCGGGUGUUUGCUGUUGACUCCGAAGCUGAUCUACAGCAAUGGAUGGAGGCUUUCUGGCAACACCUCUGUGAUAUGAGCCAGUGGAAGCAUUGUUGCAAAGAGCUUAUGAAAAUUGAGAUUAUGUCACCACGGAAACCACCUUUAUUCCUCACAAAACAAGCAACUUCAGUCUACAAUGAUAUGAACAUCGAGUCUCCGGUGAAGGAUGAGAGUCUAGUGGAUAUUAUCCGGAAUAGAAUCCAGGAGACGGACGGAGAGUUCCUACUGGGUCAGCAGGAAGAGUCCAAUCCACCACGGUGGGCAGCUCUCUUUGAUGGCACUCACGAUAUGGUCUUCCAGAAGAGCAGCCCAACUCCAGAGGGGGCAGGUCUCCCUACCCCAACGUCUCCAGGAAGAGCCAAGAAGCGGCCGGCCCCCGCUCCACCAGUAGGGAAGCUGCCCUACCGGCCGGGAAAAUCUGACCCAGAUCAGCAGCAGAAAGAGAACACUCCUUUAUCUUCUGGCAGGAGAUCCAAGCUGCAGCGUGCUCCUCCUUUGCCUGAGCCACGCAGUAAGGUCACAAGCAAAGACACCACCCAGGCGAUGUCCAAGCCUCCUCUGCCAGCCAGGCCAGUACUCUAACGC